Molecule: messenger RNA, 592 nt
Organism: Paramecium sonneborni
Lineage: Eukaryota; Ciliophora; Oligohymenophorea; Peniculida; Parameciidae
Source: the annotation of a GenBank genome assembly
AUGGGAAAUCUCUUAGGAAGUGAUAACAAUAUAUAAAAACCUAAGCUAAUAAUGACAGGAUUAGAUAAUGCAGGAAAAACUACUAUUUUAUAUUAAUAAAAGCCAGAUAAAAUAGAAAAUUUAAUUCCAAGAAUUGGAUUUUUAGUGGAAUAAUUUAAAUCAAAACAAUUUGAAAUAUUUGCUUGGGAUGUUGGUAGAGCUGAUAGAUGCGUAUAUAUUCAUAUACCAAAAGAUUCCAAUUAUGAUGGAUUAAUUUAUGUUGAUUAUGCCGAUAAAGAGAGGAUGGAAUAUGCUAUAUGUGAGUUAUAAAAACUAUUAAUUAUUGAUGAGAUAAAAGAUUUACCUCUUUUAUUGUUAAUAAAUAAGAAAGAUCCUUGUUAAGUGAACAUUUAGGAGAUUGCUUUAUAAUUUAGCCUUGAAAAACUAUGCAAAAAUUGGCAUAUUUAACCUUGUUCUGCAUUGACAGGGGAUGGAGUUAAGGAUGGGUUAAAAUGGAUGUAAAAAUAGAUUAAAUGAAAUGAAAUAUAAUUUAAGUUUAAAGUAAUAUAAAGACAAGGAAUCUUAAUAAUGUAAUUAAGUUGUUGAAAAUGUG